Messenger RNA from Puccinia graminis f. sp. tritici CRL 75-36-700-3, 1546 nucleotides. RefSeq lists its product as uncharacterized. NCBI's taxonomy places the organism in Eukaryota, Fungi, Basidiomycota, Pucciniomycetes, Pucciniales, Pucciniaceae. Gene Ontology annotation, molecular function: monooxygenase activity; iron ion binding; heme binding. The record is from RefSeq and is a predicted model, not a curated record. The transcript is spliced from 12 exons. Bases 122 to 1546 code for a protein of 474 amino acids.
AGCGUUUGGUACAACAAAAAGAAAGGAUCCAUUAUUUAAAGAAGUUGCAGGAUGGCCCCUACUUGGACAGCUCCCUGGAAGUAUUUUGGAAAUUGCUCGACCUUGGGAGGCAGGUACGAUAAUGACUUUGAAGCUUCGGCCAGGAUUUAGCAUCACACUGCCUGGCGCUAGAGUGAUUGAAAUUAGCAAGCCAGAAUGGAUUGAAUACGUACAGAAAACAAACUUCGAGAACUACGUCAAGGGUGACAUGUUUCAGUCUUUGAUGGCAGAUUUGUUCGGAAAAAGUAUCCUGGUAACAGAUGGUGCGGCCUGGAAGAGGAGCCGACUUGUGACUUCAAGAAUUUUUCACAUCAACACUUUCAAGAUCGUCGUGGAGCCUGUUGUUGACCAAAGCAUGCACGAGGUCCUAGAGGUCCUUCAAGUUGCUGGCGAUGAAGGUCGUGACAUCGACUUUUGCAACUUGUUCAAUCGCUUUACGUUGGAUUUGUUUGCCGAGAUGACCUUUGGAACGAAAUUGGGCCUUCUUGAAGGAAACUCAGCAGUGAAGGAUGAAGGUGGAGAAGGCUACUCGUACCCUGAGGCCUUUUGUGAUGCGUUCAACUUUUCACAAAAGCACAUGGAUUCUAGAUUUGAUGUAGCUGUCGUAUGGCAAUGGAUUCAGAAAAUGAACUUUCGCGCGACAAAGAAGAUGGAAUCCUCAUGCCACACAAUUCACGACCAUGCUUACACUGCAAUCGACGAAAAGAUGUCCAAAUUGUCAACUGGGGACCUCACAGCCGACGACACCUUGCAGAAGGACUUCUUGGGACUGAUAAUGUUGUCUCAUCUUCAGAAAGGACACACUUUGACUCGUGAUGAGCUCAGGGACGAUUUGUUGAGCUUACUUUUUGCUGGCCGCGAUGCAACCGCACAAUCCUUGUCGUGGUGCUUUUUCCAUUUAUUGAUGAAUAAAGAUAUAAUCACCAGAAUUCGAGAAGAGGCGGCUGAAAUAUUGGGGGAGGAUUCAGAAAACGUAGGACGUGUAACUCCCGAUAACUACCGGCUAUUCACCUGCGCGUAUGCAUCCCUACUUGAAGCAUUUAGACUACAUCCCGCUGUUCCUAAAAAUGUGAAGUUUGCCAAGGCUAAUGACAAGAUUCCGGAGGGACCAAUGAUUGAAGCAGGCGACUGUCUAACAUGGAGCGAUUGGCAGUUGGCCCGCGAUCCUGAGGUAUGGGGGCCUGAUUGUGGGCAAUUCAUACCUGAUCGCUGGAUCGACGAAACGGGAAACAUAACACACUUCGGAAACUUCAAAUUUCAUUCUUUCAACGGUGGGCCUCGACUAUGCGUAGGAAUGAACAUGGCGAUUUACAUAGAAGUCAAAACAAUCGUCGAGACUUUACAAAAAUUUGAUCUGGAAUUUUCCCAAGGAUGGUUGGAGAACGUCCCGAUGAGUGAGGAGAUACCGGGCGUCAAAACCCUUUACCCGACUCCACAGUAUCAACCCUCCUUAACCUUGCCCAUGAAGAACCCAAUGAUGAUUUCUGCCACACCUCGGAAACUUUAA